AUGUCGUCUUCGCCACCAUGUCUCGACAUCCAUCACGCGACCAAGGCCGUAAUUGAGUGGCCGUCGGAAGGCACGACGCGUGUCCUGGCCAAUGCCGACCACCCCAAAGUCAGCUCUUUGACGCUCAUGACGCGAUUCGAGAAGACAUGCGCUUUCUUCGAACUCGACAUUCCUGUCAAGCUUAAAGGAAUCGAUCACACAUCUAUUACCCUUCGAGCCUGUGCCUCCUCCAUAGUCUCGUUAGACCUCGUCACGAACCCGGCGGUUACAAACGCGGUACAGAAGGAAUUUGACUCUGUUGUUCUCCAACUUGACUUCACCGUGAACCGCUGUCUGGACGUUCUUCUUCCUAAUGCCGCGUCUGAGCCGCUGUCACCAGCUCGAGCGCGGUCAGGCGUAGUGCUUGAUGCUGUGCGUGAUCUCUGCCAGGCCACCACUUUCUCCAUAUAUGUCGAGGCGCGUGAGGCACCUCCCAGUCCUGGGUUUCAGGCUAUCAGCGAUGCAGCCAAAGAGGGUCUGUUCAAGUCAUUUCGCAGCAGCCAGUUCCAGCUUGCUAGCAUGUACAGCGGAUCAGGAGCCAAGCUUGUGAAUCUCACUGUCGAUACCUCACUUCCACCACCGUCAUAUGAUGAAGUCGAUGCGCCCCCGCCACCUCCACCGAUCGACUAUAAUAAUAAACGAAAACGCCCUCGACAAGAUAGCCAAACUGAACCCGAGACCGACAUUGCUCUUGUAUGGAUCGAGUUAAAAAACAUGAAAGCCACAAUAGCUCUAGGCGAGAAGAGGAUUGAAGUCCUGGAGGCAGAGAAUAAAAAGCUGAGACAAGAGAACGAGGAGCUAUGUCAAGGCAUGAAUGAGCUCCGAGGGCGAUGCACUGCUUUUGAGACGUCUCAAAAAGACUUGACGCAUAGUUUUGAAGUUCUAGAGACGGAUACAGAGAAGUUCAAGGAGACGGCGACUGAGGACUUAUUGGACACAUAUGACAAUGAGUUGAUGGAACUACGUGAAGAUGUACGCGCGAUGGAGGAGGCUGUCAAGUUCAUCCAGGAAGGCCAUGUUAGUGAUGAGUCUGUUAAGAAGAUAAAGGAUGCUGUCGUUCAGGAUAUCACGACGCGUCUGACAGCUGAUUGA
Molecule: messenger RNA, 1131 nt
Organism: Fusarium coffeatum
Lineage: Eukaryota; Fungi; Ascomycota; Sordariomycetes; Hypocreales; Nectriaceae
Exons: 1
Coding region: 1-1131 (376 amino acids)
Source: RefSeq, a predicted model, not a curated record